AUGUUGUUGCGAAUGAUGAUGACACUCCUCGGAACUAGGAGUCACUCUCCAUACAAGAACAUUUCAUUCGGAUUACCAUCGUCAUCACUAGCAUCAUCACUAUCGUCCCCACUAACACUUGUCCACCUACCACAACAACCUUUAUCAUCAUGGGUACUCUUCCAUCAUCAACACAUCACCACCAAUCAAUAUCAUACUUGCACCCAUAUACUUGACAAUAAGAAAUCAUCAAGAAAACAAUCAAAAUUUAAAUCUCUUCUUCUCAAAGAUGAACGAAAUGUUUCACCUCUCGAUUCUCAACUUGUCAAAACUCACAUUAAAAAUUAUAAAAAAAUUCAAAAACAACAAUUAAAAAUUCAAGAAAAAGAAUCAAAAAAGAAACAACGACAAGAUCAAUUUGAUAAACAACUCAGUCGAUUAGGAUUAAAAAAAGAUCAAUUACAAUUAGGAAAAUUAACCUCUGAAGACUAUGAAUAUUUAAUGAAACAUCAAGUGAAAGAUUUAAACCAUCAAAUGCAUUCUUCUGAACAUUCUUUAACACUUUCUUCAUUGAUUGGUAACAAAUUAAAAGAUCAAUCCUCUCUUGAAAGAAAACAUUAUCGAUUCUCAGUCAUUGUCAAACGAACAUUGGAUCAAAUAUUAAAUGAUCGAAGUAUUAAUAAGGAUGAACGAUUAAGAACUCAAAUUAGAAUUACCAAUGUUCAUAUUGGAAAUGAUCAAAGAACAAUAUAUAUCAAAUGGAUGAGAUUGAAAGGAUAUUUAAAUGCUCAAGUUGAUUCCAAUGCUGUGAGUAUGAAGGAUGAUCUUGAUGAAUGGUUGGAAAAGAGUAUUCAUAUUAAUAAUAAUAAUAAUAAUACUGGUGGUGGGGGUGGUGGUGGUAGUGGCAGUAAUGGUAGUAUGAGUAGUGGCAGUAGUAGUCAUGGUAGUAUGAGUAGUGGUAGUAAUGGUGGCAUUGGUAGUAUGAGUAGUAGUAAUAGUAAUGGCAUUGAAAUUCAAGAUUCUCCUGAAAUUUAUCAUUUAGAAAAAUUGAAUCAUUUAUUGAGUCAAGCCUCUGGUUUUCUCACUUCUCAUCUCUCACAAGCAUUGGGAUUGAAAUAUGCUCCGAAAUUAGUCUUUUCACCCAUUGUGACCAAUGUACAAGAAUUAGAAUUUGCUCCACCCUCCAUUCAACAAAAAUAUGAAUCGAUUUUGGAAUUGAAAAGAACCUAUGAAUUAGUGAAUGGAUGUGCAUGUGAUCCCAUGCAAUUAGUGGUAGAGCAAUUGGAGUGUGAUGAAUUCAUGGCAGAUCAACCGAUCAACAAGAAGAGAAACGUAUUGAAUAAUUCUUCACAUCAGAAAAAAAGAAGAAGAAGACCACUCUCACCUUUUACUUUUUAA
This is a messenger RNA of Naegleria lovaniensis, 1377 nucleotides long. RefSeq lists its product as uncharacterized. NCBI's taxonomy places the organism in Eukaryota, Heterolobosea, Eutetramitea, Acrasida, Naegleriidae. The transcript has a single exon. Bases 1 to 1377 code for a protein of 458 amino acids. The record is from RefSeq and is a predicted model, not a curated record.